AUGGCUCAAAUAACCAAAGAAAACAAAACCGCUGAAGAAAAAUUUAAAGAGCGUAAACAUUUCUCUUUAGUAAGAAAUUUUCACUUGGCCGAUUUUAUCACAUUAGGCAAUGGAGCGUGCGGGUCCCUAUCCAUAUUUUCAAACAUGCAAUAUUUAAUAACACAUGAUGAAACAUGGUUAUGGUGGAGCAUGUAUUUUUUACCAAUAGGAACACUUUUUGAUGUUCUAGAUGGGAGGGUUGCUAGAUGGCGAAAGAAUGCCAGCUUAUUAGGUCAAGAAUUAGAUUCUUUGGCAGAUCUGAUAUCUUUUGGAGUUGCGCCGGCUGUUUGUGCAUUUGCAGUUGGGAUGAGGACAUUUGUCGAUACGAUUGUAUUGGCAAUCUUUAUUUCAUGCGGUAUUGCUCGUCUAGCACGAUAUAAUGCAACAGUAGCAUCAAUACCAAAAGACGCUUCAGGAAAGAUUAAUUAUUUUGAAGGGACUCCAAUUCCGACUAGCUUGUUCUUGGUGGCCACGAUUGCGUAUCUAACGAAAAUAGGAAAGAUUAAUGAAAAACUUCCGGGAGGAACGAUGGAAUUGUUUCAUGGGUUAAAUUUUCAUCCAUUUGUGUUAAUUUAUGCACUUUCCGGAACAGCGAUG
Ambispora leptoticha is the source of this 636-nucleotide messenger RNA. NCBI's taxonomy places the organism in Eukaryota, Fungi, Glomeromycota, Glomeromycetes, Archaeosporales, Ambisporaceae. The record is from the annotation of a GenBank genome assembly.